This is a messenger RNA of Talaromyces proteolyticus, 2490 nucleotides long. Its product is annotated as putative C6 transcription factor. The record is from RefSeq and is a predicted model, not a curated record. NCBI's taxonomy places the organism in Eukaryota, Fungi, Ascomycota, Eurotiomycetes, Eurotiales, Trichocomaceae. Gene Ontology annotation, molecular function: DNA binding; DNA-binding transcription factor activity, RNA polymerase II-specific; zinc ion binding. Gene Ontology annotation, biological process: DNA-templated transcription; regulation of DNA-templated transcription. The transcript is spliced from 7 exons. The coding region runs from base 1 to 2490 and encodes 829 amino acids.
AUGGAACACCGCCAGUACAGUCCCAGCAGAGCCAAGCGACCCCGGGUUGCUGAAGAAAACCGCAAAAGGGCUGUGCGAGCAUGCGAUGGAUGUCGCAGAGUCAAGGAGAAAUGCGAAGGCGGAGUUCCGUGUCGGAGAUGCACUCGCUAUCAUCGCCAGUGUGUCUUUAACACGCCGCCCGACCAAAAUGACAAAUUGAACCGCCUCCAUAAUCGAGCUGGUAGCUUCAGUCGUGAUGACGACGCAGAAGCUGAGCGCGUCCGUUACAUGGAGCGUAUACUAUCAUAUUACAUGCCUAACACAACAUUUGAUAUUCCGUCGCUGCGUAAAGCUGCUGAAGAUUUGCAGAAGCGCCAUCGCGGACUGUCGGAGUCUGAUGGGCCUCCGACCCAGGUAGAGGCCGAUGAUUUGGAUGAUCUGGCCAUCGACGAAGAGGACUUUAGUAUCCGUGCUUUUCCGGAUAAUACUACUCAAUACUCUGGAGAAUUUUCAUAUUUGAACUUUUCUAUGAAAAUCAGACGAAAGAUCGACGAGUGGAUGCAAACUGCCGCGCCAGAGGACAACUCGGAGGCGGUUCCCUUCGAGGAGCGGUGGCGAGGGACUCAGCUGCAAUCAGGCUCAUCGCUCGUUUCCGCGGCCAUUACAUGUCUACCGCCUCGUUAUGUUGCUGAUUUCCUCGUCAGUGCGGCAUUCAAAUAUGCCAAAACAAACAACUUUUAUAUCGAAGAAGACUGGCUGCGCGACAAGCUGGCUAUCUGUUACAACAACCCGAGCAGUCUAACGUCGGUGGAUGCCGCGUCAGUUUGCGCCAUCCUGAUGAUCUUGGCCAUAGGAACACAAUUUGCUCACAUGGAAUCUCCAACCCCUGUCAAUAAGAUAACUAGAGAAGGAUCAGCAAAUGACGACCAUCGGUUUUCUGAAGACGAGGUCGGCUUGACUUUUUAUCAUUUUGCAUCUAAACUCCUCCCGGAUAUCAUUGCCACCGCAUCUGUCAGAAGUGUCCAAGCGUGUCUGUUGAUUGGUACAUAUUUGCUGCCACUUGAUACCUCGGGCCUCUCAUAUACCUAUUUUGGGCUAGCUAUAAAAAUGGCCAUCCAAAAUGGCAUGCAUAGGAAAUACGCAGCCGAAGGACUGGACACCCAUAUGCAGGAAGUCCGGAACCGUGUAUUCUGGACUGCCUUUACUAUUGAGAAACGAAUCAGCAUUUUGCAUGGCAGACCGGCUUCUAUCAUUGAUUCCGACGUCGACGCAGAUUUACCAGUUGAUAUACCAAGUCUGGUUUCUUCUUCUGCUCCAAACAACUAUACAAAUAUGGUGGCCCUUAUAACCUUGACUUUGAAACUCGGAGAAUUUGUGUCUGAAAUAUCGUCACUACGAAGAUGUCGAAAAUGGCAGCAACCGGAAUGUCUCGAAAAGCUUCUUACGCUACGCCGACACCUAAUCGAAUGGUGGUCCAGUCUUCCAGAGGAAACAUCUUGCCGUGAUCUCAACCCAAGCGGCCCCCUGUUUCGCCCUAACGUACAUUUGAAGUUGGAUUACUGCCUGGCUAGGAUAUUUAUUGGAAGACCGUUCCUCUUCAGCAAUGUCAAGGGUAUUAAUUUCGCCCCAUCCCAGCAAAAGUCGUCAGCAAGUCGAUCAAUAAGAACGAUCUUAGUAAGCGACUGUGUGGAAGCGGCCCUUGAAAUUGUUGAUUUGUGUCGACUGUUACGAGACGAAACUGGGCUCGCUCGAGCAUCGUACACUGAAUUUAGCUCUUGCCGAGCCGCCCUUCUCGUAAUCCUUGCCCAAAGCUUAACCAAACGCACCGAGCGACUGGGGAAUGCUUUAUCUCAAGGAAUGGGCCUCAUUAAGAUCAUGUCUAUGGGUGUCGGCUCCGCCAAGUCUGCUGUUAGCGUCAUUGAGGCACUAGAGCGCGCUAUCCGUCGUCUAGAGGACUGGAGUCAGUCCCAAGCACAAAGUCGCCAAGAAGCUCUCGACUCAGGCUAUGAACGAUUCAAAAAUUGGGAAAUGCUGUGGAAGACGGGACCCUUAUCCCCAACAACAGGAAAUGGAACACCCACCAGCGUCAUUAACCAAAAUAACAUCGCAUCCCAACUUCCUCUACCCAACAACCCUUUCUCAUCCUCUACCGCAAAUUUCCCUCCUGGAAACAGUGAUAUAACCACCCGCUCACAACUUCCCAAUAACCACCAGCUCAUUAGCCAAAACAUAAAAAUGGAUGGAACCAGCGACAGCAGCCCCAAUAAUGCUGGAACACCGCUCCCCCACCACCAAUUUGAUAUUGCACACUCACCCAACACCGCGGGGCUGCCACAAACACCGCAUUUUGGUUUUGAAGGUUUUGUUUCAAAUUUCCCACAAGAAUUGGAUGAAUUUACUGCUAUCCCAUGUUUCGAUGCUGAGGUUAUUGGACCAGGUGCAGGAACAAGUAUCAAUUUGGAUAGUACAUUGAAUGGACCCCAUGGAUCUGGCGAUGGGUGGGUGUUAUGA